UGUGCCGACCCUCUCUUUUCUUUUGGCUUCCAGCUCUGCUUGGAGGCAGGCAGCUACUGAAACUGACACCCACAGGGUUAAAACUAGUUGCUGUAACCAUCCCUCCUCCCGCCAGUCCCCCUUUUCACUGUAGGCUGGCAGCUGUCCUAACUGCCUACUGAAGCCAAAUGCUUGAGGAGAGAGAGAGUAAGGAGCCAGCCAUGAAUCCCUUCCAGAAAAAUGAGUCCAAGGAAACUCUUUUUUCACCUGUCUCUACCGAAGAGGUGCUGCCUAGACCUCCAAGUCCUCCAAAGAAGUCGCCUCCGAAAAUCUUUGGCUCCAGCUAUCCACUCAGCAUCGCCUUCAUUGUGGUGAAUGAAUUCUGCGAACGUUUUUCCUAUUAUGGCAUGAAAGCUGUGCUGACCUUGUAUUUCCUGUAUUUCCUGCACUGGAAUGAAGACACCUCCACAUCUGUAUACCAUGCCUUCAGCAGCCUCUGCUAUUUCACCCCCAUCUUGGGAGCAGCCAUUGCUGAUUCGUGGCUGGGGAAAUUCAAGACAAUCAUCUAUCUCUCGUUGGUGUACGUUCUUGGCCAUAUAUUCAAGUCUUUGGGGGCCAUUCCAAUACUGGGAGGAAAAACGCUACAUACAAUCUUAUCAUUGAUUGGCCUGAGUCUAAUAGCUCUGGGGACAGGAGGUAUCAAACCCUGUGUGGCAGCUUUUGGUGGAGACCAGUUUGAAGAAAAACAUGCAGAGGCGCGGACUAGAUACUUCUCUGUCUUCUACCUCUCCAUCAAUGCAGGGAGCUUGAUUUCUACGUUCAUCACACCCAUGCUGAGAGGAGAUGUGAAGUGUUUUGGGGAAGACUGUUAUGCACUUGCUUUUGGAGUUCCAGGAUUGCUCAUGGUAGUGGCACUUGUUGUGUUUGCAAUGGGAAGCAAGAUGUACAGAAAACCACCCCCUGAAGGAAACAUAGUGGCUCAAGUGAUCAAAUGCAUAUGGUUUGCUAUCAGCAAUCGCUUCAGGAACCGUUCUGGGGACAUUCCAAAACGGCAGCACUGGCUAGACUGGGCAUCAGAAAAAUAUCCAAAGCAUCUCAUUGUGGAUGUGAAGGCACUCACCAGGGUACUGUUCCUUUAUAUCCCACUGCCCAUGUUCUGGGCUCUUUUGGACCAACAGGGCUCACGAUGGACACUGCAAGCUAACAAAAUGGAUGGUGAUUUGGGAUUUUUUGUGCUUCAGCCGGACCAGAUGCAGGUACUAAAUCCCUUUCUGGUUCUUGUCUUCAUCCCAUUGUUUGACCUUGUCAUUUAUCGGCUGAUCUCCAAGUGCAGAAUUAAUUUCUCCUCACUCAGGAAAAUGACUGUCGGUAUGAUCCUAGCAAGUCUGGCAUUUGCAGUUGCAGCACUUGUGGAGAUAAAAGUAAAUGGAAUGACCCAUGCCCAGCCAGCUUCCCAAGAGAUUUUCUUACAAGUCUUGAACCUGGCAAAUGGUAAAAUAAAGGUGACAGUUCUAGGAAGUAGAAAUAAUUCCCUCUUGGUGGAGUCCGUCAGCUCUUUUCAGAACACAACACACUAUUCCAAACUACACCUGGACACAAAAAUCCAAGAUUUACAUUUUCAUCUGAAGUAUAACAACUUGUCUGUCUACAACAAGCAUUCUGUAGAAGAGAAGACCUGCUACCAUUUGGUUAUUCAUGAUCAUGGGGAAAGUGUCUCCAGUGUGCUGGUAAAGGAUAUGGAAAUCAAACCAGCCAAUGGAAUGACAGCCAUCAGGUUUAUUAACACCCUGCACAAAGACAUCAAUAUCUCCUUGGAUGAAGAUGUUCCUCUCAGUGUGGGCAAAGACUACGGAGUGUCCGCAUACAGAACCAUGAUGAGAGGAGAGUACCCUGCAGUGCACUGUGAGACAGAAGACACAAACUUUUUUCUUGAUUUAGGUCUACUAGACUUUGGUACAACGUAUCUGUUUGUUAUCACCAAUAUCACCAAUCAGGGUCUUGAGAUUUGGAAGACAGAAGAAAUUCCAGCCAAUAAACUAUCCAUUGCAUGGCAGCUACCACAAUAUAUCCUGGUUACAGCAGCAGAGGUCAUGUUCUCCAUCACAGGACUUGAAUUUUCUUAUUCUCAGGCACCAUCUAGCAUGAAAUCUGUGCUCCAGGCAGCCUGGUUGCUGACAGUUGCAGUUGGGAAUAUUAUCGUGCUUGUUGUGGCACAGUUCAGUGGCCUGGUACAGUGGGCCGAAUUCGUUUUGUUCUCCUGCCUCCUGCUGGUGGUCUGCCUGAUCUUCUCCAUCAUGGGCUACUACUAUGUUCCUUUAAUGUCAGAGGGGAUCCACGAGCCAACGGAUAAGCAGCUUCCUCAUCCCCAGGGGAAUAUGAUCAACCUCGAAACUAAGAAUACAAGGCUCUGAUGACUCAUUGGACUCAUAACCGCUUCCUAGCUCUGGUUUCAGCAUCACUUAUCUUCAAGCAUAUUUCCCCCUGCCACCACCAGGUUAGGACAAGGACGUAGCAUUUUAUCUGAGUGGCUCUUCUCCACUUUUCUACAUAAUAGAGACAAUUCUAGGACUCGGUUUUCAGGUAUAUCUUUAGACAAGAAUUCAAGAGACUCUCUGUCCUCUAGGCUAUCAAUAAGCUCUCUAAACAUAAGCCAAUGUGCCUCAAGCUAGCCCAGUACCUCCAAAUGGUCAUGAAAAUACAAAUGUGUAAUACAGAUAAGUCUCUGCGGGUAUGCCAAGUUUAGGAGACUCCUUUAUCAGGUAUUUAGAACUGAUAAUUUCACUUGUUGAUGUGUUGGUUUGGGGGGAAAUGCAGAAUAAUAGAGGAAUAGUAUUUCAAGUUUCUUUAUCUGUAGUAUAAUUGUGCUAUUCAUGAAGGUGUCAAGAAUGGUAUGUAUGGUAUGAUCUAAUCCAGAGGCUAGCUUGUCAGCCUUUAGUAAGUUUAAUAUGAUUUUAGAUGACAGGCUACAGAACGGUAUUUUAUCAGCUCAUGAAAGAUACAUCUUUCUGAUUACCACAGUGUUUCAUCUACUUAUCUGAACACCCCUUUCUCAAGUACUGACAAACCACAAUUAAAAACAGUAAGCACAGAUGUGGGGACACAGGAACACAUAUAAAUUAUUCUUUGUUCUUUAGUGCACAUUCCUCUAAGGAACUCUAGUGUUUCUUCCCUGGACUGUGCUCUUCUGAGGACAUCUGUCUAAGAAACUAACUCUGGACCCAGCCUGUUGCAGUAUUGCAACAGUAUUGCUGGGACAGCUUUAUCUUGCUAUUCAUCUUAUUUUGCUUAUUACAGCAAAUCUUCAGUAACAAAAUGUUUUUUUUCUAGUUCAACUUCCUUUAAUUUUUUUCUAUUUAGCUUCUUUGUGGUGUAUUUUUAGUUCUUCCAUAUUUUUUGUUUACAUUUCUCCCUUUAGGCUUAGCAGUGUUCUGUUUAUCGAAAAGGGAUAACACUUCUAUUCUAGGUUUGAAGCUCUAAAUUGUAGUAUUCAACAAAUGGUCAAGGUCCUGCAUGAGGAACCUGCCAAGAUUGCAGGGGUGAGCAGAGCAUGUGGGCUUUCUCUGUGUGCAUGUGUGAACAAAAAGUGCUGGGAAACAAACAGUAUCUCACAUCCAAGUGUGGAUCAAGGGACAAGUUUGGGACUAUCGGGCUGUGUUAUGCAUUACUAGGGGAAAAAAAUCACAACCCGUGUAUGAAAGACCUCAUUUCCCUCCUUUAACUACCUUGUUCCCAUCUAUAGCCAAUGCUGGAUUGCAAAUUGUUGAUAAUGUAAUAUAUUCUUAAGAGAAUUUGCUCCAAUUCCUUAAGCUUUAAAUACUGCAGUUUUAAUGGCUAAGGUUUUAGAAGCACAGAAGGGGUCGCAACACCAUUGAUUUCCCCCAGAUAUCCUAUUGCAAACCUGUCCAUAUUUCUUCAAAAGAUAAUCAUUUUUAAGCAGCUUUAACUCAAACUGUUUUUGUGAAUUUUGUUUUAAGAGAUGUUAACACUGAUCUGUGAAUAAAUGUUUUUAUGUACAAGUAAA
Molecule: messenger RNA, 4000 nt
Organism: Myodes glareolus (Bank vole)
Lineage: Eukaryota; Metazoa; Chordata; Mammalia; Rodentia; Cricetidae
Gene: Slc15a2
Product: solute carrier family 15 member 2
Biological process (GO): oligopeptide transport; transmembrane transport
Cellular component (GO): membrane
Molecular function (GO): oligopeptide transmembrane transporter activity
Source: RefSeq, a predicted model, not a curated record